AUGGGGUUCCUCAAGUUACGUUCUAUAACCACCACACCCCUCGAGGACUACAGGACCACCACACCCCUCGAGGACUACCCAGGACCACCACACCCCUCGAGGACUACCCAGGACCACCACACCCCCUCGAGGACUACCCAGGACCACCACAACCCUCGAGGACUACCCAGGACCACCACACCCCUCGAGGACUACCCAGGACCACCACCCCUCGAGGACUACCCAGAACCACCACACCCCUCGAGGACUACCCAGGACCACCACACCCCCCUCGAGGACUACCCAGGACCACUACACCACUUCGAGGACUACCCAGAACCACCACACCCCUCGAGGACUACCCAGGACCACCACACCCCUCGAGGACUACCCAGGACCACCACACCCCUCGAGGCUAUCCAGGACCACCACACCCCUCGAGGACUACCCAGACCACCACACCGCCUCGGGGACUACCCAGGACCACCACACCCCCUCGAGGACUACAGAACCACCACACCCCCUAGAGGACUACGGGACCACCACACCCUAGAGGACUACCCAGGACCACUACACCACUUCGAGGACAACCCAGAACCACCACACCCCUCGAGGACUACCCAGGACCACCACACCCCCUCGAGGACUACCCAGGACCACCACACCCCUCGAGACUACCCAGGACCACCACACCCCUCGAGACUACCCAGGACCACCACACCCCUCGAGGACUCCAGGACCACCACACCAUACCCACAAGGAUCACAGCCUCGAGAAUACAUAUGCCCGCCACUCGGAGCCAGACUAGCAGCUCUCCACCUCCUAAUCCCCCGACUUGGUCACGCAGUUUGUCGACCUGUUGGCUAA
This is a messenger RNA of Homarus americanus (American lobster), 846 nucleotides long. RefSeq names its product extensin-like. The coding region runs from base 1 to 846 and encodes 281 amino acids. The record is from RefSeq and is a predicted model, not a curated record. Lineage: Eukaryota; Metazoa; Arthropoda; Malacostraca; Decapoda; Nephropidae. The transcript has 2 exons.